Molecule: messenger RNA, 757 nt
Organism: Mizuhopecten yessoensis (Yesso scallop)
Lineage: Eukaryota; Metazoa; Mollusca; Bivalvia; Pectinida; Pectinidae
Product: complement C1q-like protein 4
Exons: 2
Coding region: 32-745 (237 amino acids)
Molecular function (GO): protein binding
Source: RefSeq, a predicted model, not a curated record
UUGUCUACCAUUCAGACAGCAUACUCUAAGCAUGCAUUCGACUGCUCUGUUUGUGCUGAUUUUGGUGUGUAGGUAUGAGUUAGGCUCAGGGGAGGAUGAGCGUGAAUAUGACCAAUCAAGGACACUCGCGGACAUGAGGAAACUCAUGGAAGAGACUUCUGCUACUCUUCGCGUCUACCAACAGAAGACAGAGUCUCUAAUGAGUGUUGUAACAAAACAGGAGCGUGAACUACAGGCUCUGCAGGCCGACGUUGCUAGACUGUCUUCAGAAGAAUGUGGCGAAAGAGAUUCUGAGGGAAAUAAACAUGAUCCCAAACGAGUAUCUGAAGUCAACGGCACGAGCUCAAGCGUAGCCUUCUACGCCCAACUGUCCGCUGACCAGUCCAAUUUCGGUACUCACCAGACCAUCAUUUUUGACCGAGUACGGACCAAUAUAGGAAGUGCCUACAAUCACGAUGACGGUGUGUUCACGGCACCAUUUCCAGGGGUCUACAUAUUUUUUUGGACGACAAUAAAUCGAGACAAUUCACACAUGCAAACGGAGCUGGUUGUCAACGGAUCACAGUUUGGUAGAGUGUGGGCUGAUUCAGGGAAUCAUGCUGACUAUACCAUGGCGUCCAAUAUGGUGGUCGUAACCCUCGCUGCUGGAAGCACUGUCUGGAUUCGUUCCGAUACUGGUCAUUCCGGUUUCACUAGUGGACAGAACUUCGCCACCUUCUCUGGAUGGUUGUUACAAAAUAUUUGAAAUAAAACAGUA